Molecule: messenger RNA, 742 nt
Organism: Pocillopora damicornis (cauliflower coral)
Lineage: Eukaryota; Metazoa; Cnidaria; Anthozoa; Scleractinia; Pocilloporidae
Product: transient receptor potential cation channel subfamily A member 1-like
Biological process (GO): monoatomic ion transmembrane transport
Cellular component (GO): membrane; transmembrane transporter complex
Molecular function (GO): monoatomic ion channel activity; protein binding
Source: RefSeq, a predicted model, not a curated record
ACUUUUUUUGCGUCACGGAGCGGAUCAUGAUUCGCAUAAUUGGUCGGAGAACAUGUCCCCACUUCAUCAUGCAGCCAAAUGCGGCUUUGUGGAGUUGGUUGAACUCCUCAUCUUGUACGGAGUAGUCGUUGAUGCAAGGGAUAGGAAUAUAAGGACACCAUUGCACAGUGCUGCAACAUUUAAUCACGUUCGAAUAGUCGAGCUACUUGUGGAGAAUGGAGCAGAUCUAGAGACCAAAGACCAGUUAUCGAUGACGCCUCUGCUGUUGGCAGUGAGCCAUGGAGCAUGCCACACUGUGAAAGCUUUGUUGGACUGCGGAGCAGAUAUAACCGCAGUGGACUCUUCAUUGAAUAGUUGCCUUCAUUUGGCAGUAAUCUUCAAUAAGCCGGAAAUGGUGAAGCUAUUAUUAGAAAGGGACGGAGACAAAUUGAUAAGAUGUAGGGAAAAAGACUUGAAGACAGUGUUUCAUUUGGCAGCUGUUCUGAAAGAUCCAAAGAUUCUGGAAAUUCUCGUUCAAAAGGCGCCGAAAACGGAGGAAUAUUUUUGCCUGCGGGACGCACAGGAGAAAUUGCCUAUUCACGAUGCCGCUGCAAGUGGAUCCCUUAAUUGCUUGCGGGUUCUCACUCUUUGCCCUUUUCUUCUAAAUGAGAGAGACAGCGAAGGAAGUUCGCCUCUUCAUUUAGCUGCCAGCAACAAGCACACGUGGGUACCCCUUAUGAUGUUUUGUUUAAAAAAUACUCCA